CUAUAAUCUAUUACUGUUGGAGGUGGAGGUUGUUUGUGGUCAGGAAGUGUAAAUGUGCCUCAGUGCUGCUUGAGCAAAAGUCAUUGCAGAGCACAUCCGCUCUGUGUGUCUUUAAAAAAGUACAGAAGGCUUCACUGAAGGACACGGCUGAGGCUCUUGGAGUUUGUUGGUUGAAGAUUUUGGUAGGUGUGGGAGGAAACUGUGUUUCUGAGCGACAGUCUCAAAAUGGAUGCCCUGCUCAUCACAGAGGACAAAGACUGACAUGAGCUCUUCCUAAACUGUUCAUGAUGACCAUCUGAAUGAGAAGACUAUGGAGGAUAUUGAAGACUAUCAGGAAUCUGAACCUUACCUGGAGGCCAUGCAGUACAUAGAGAGGAUGAAACAGGAGAAUGAAAGUAGCCUUGAGAACGAGACCAUCCCGAGGAAGAGCUGCGUGGGUCUGGACGUCCCAGAUCACGGUGUGUCUUUGUACACCAUCACUGUUCCCUGUGCUCCUCUCUCUUACGCUACUGUGCAAUGGGACGCCCCAGAAACGCCCACAGAGCCUCCCGGAUCAUCUGAGACUGAACUAGACUCCAUUGUCGAGCCAAGGAUCGACUGGACAUUGGAUCUACCGUCUGCAGACCUCCAUUAUAUCACAAAUCAGGACGCCAUCGUUGAUUUCUUACCUGAAGUCGAGUCACAACUAGACGUUAAACUUGUGUCUUCCCAGACAUGUGAUGCUCAGAAGUCAGAUAUACAAACACAACUGGCACUUUUACAUGAAGAACCCCCCAUGUCAUUUGCAGAUGUCAAUGAUUCCAGAGAAGAUGUGACUGAAGAGCAUCCUGAACCUUCUGAUGAUAUUCAGAUCUUUAUGGACGCACGAGACUCAGAGAUUCGACUGGGUCAAAACAGCUCACAGUCACAUGAAGAGAAGGAACCUGACACGUUAGUCCUUCCCCAAAUGACUUUUGCCCAUGAGGAAACCACAGAUUCAGGCAGUGAAAAGCAAACAAGAGAGUGGACUGAGACCGAAGCAAACGGAGAAUCAUCAGACGCAAGAACCGAUAUUCAGGAUCAGAUUCAAGGACCUGAUCAAUGUCCGGAAAAGGAAGAGUCAAUUCCUCCAGAGGUCCAGUCUGAUCAAUCACAGGAUGCCAUCAUUACAGGCCCAACAGAACCACCAGAGCAGCUGUCAGACCUUAUGGACAAUUCAGUGGAACUCGAGGAAGUAAUACUGACACAAGAGCCAGAAAAGAUAAGCACAACUGUUACAGUGACAGAGAUUAACCAGAAUAAUGGCACUUUACAACAUGCAGAAGAGAUUCAGGACCACUCAGAGCAAUUCAACGCACAAAACCAAGAAUAUGUAGAAAAACCUGUAGGUUCAGAACAAAAGUCUGAACCUGAAAAUGGGCUGUCAGAGCAAGCAGAGUCUGAGCCGAGUGAGCAGCCCGAGCAGUUUGGAUGUCCAGAUGAGAACGAAUCCUCAGAGCAGAUCCAGUGUUCAGAUGAGGAGAAACCCAGCGAGCAGACGCCACAAUCAGAGAUGAAGCCAUCAGAGAGUUCAGACGCAUCCAGUGACAUGAACCAACCUACAGCGCUGACAGACGUGGCACAACAUGUACAGGAUAUGACAUCAGAGCGCCGUAUGCAGGAUGAGCUGCCUGUUCUAGACACGAAAACUGCUGGUCCCUGCAUCAACGAUAGCGUUGAGGUCAUGGACAGGGCCGAGGCUCAGUGGUUGGCUGAGAAGCUCUACAGAUUGGACGGUUUUCAGCGUACAGAUGUGGUCAGACAUCUGGACAAAGACAACGAGUUCAGUCAUGCUGUUGGGGAAGAGUACCUCAAAUUCUUUGACUUCACCAACCAUAGUCUGGAGCAAGCGCUCCGGUCAUUUCUGAAGGAGGUGGUUUUGAUCGGUGAAACUCAGGAGCGCGAGAGAGUCCUGCAGCACUUCUCCUCUCGUUUCCAGCAGUGUAAUCCUGACACAUCCUCCUCAGCGGGAUCUGUGCUCACGCUCACGUGUGCCGUAAUGCUGCUUAACACAGACCUGCAUGGACAAAAUGUUGGGAAGCCCAUGUCUUCAGCUGAAUUUGUGUCAAAUCUGGAUGGCAUGAAUGGAGGCGAGAAUUUCAGCAAGGACUAUCUGAAGAGUCUCUACAGCUCCAUCAAGAGUGAUCCACUGCAGUGGGCCAUAGAGGAGGAGUUUCUGGCUAAAUCCAUGAUGCUCGAGCAGGAUUUGGACCAGGAUGGACUUCUGCGCUCAAAGAGUAACCCGUUCCAGGAUCUCCCUCACGACACCAAGGCCACCGUGUUCCAGAAAGGCUUUUUAAAGCGCAAAGCGCACGCAGACAUUGAUGGCAAACGCACUCCAUGGGGGAAACGAAGCUGGAAGACAUUUUAUGCCAUGCUGAAGGGAAUGGUGCUUUACCUGCAGAAGGAUGAUUACGUGAAGGACUGCCAGAGCUCAGAGGAAGUGGUCAGCGUUCAUCACGCUCUGGCGGAGCGAGCUCUGAAUUACACCAAACGCCCUCACGUGUUUCGCCUGCAGACGGCCGAUUGGAGAGUUUUCCUCUUCGAGGCUGCUUCCACAGAGCAGAUGAACUCCUGGAUCGGCCGGAUCAACCUGGUGUCUGCACUGUACUCCUCACCUCCGUUUCCCGCUGCUGUUGGCUCUCAGAAAAAGUUCUGUCGGCCCAUCCUGCCUGCGACACAGUCCAACCUCAUGCUGGACAAACAGCUGCAGUCGCAUGCGGCCAUGUUGCACAGCUUCCAGCAGGACCUGACGUCCCUCCAGCAGGAGGCGCCAGACAGCAAAAAGAGCAAAGCCAGAGAGCUGGAGGAGCUCAGGCAGAGAGAGGAGUACUUACAGUAUGAGAAGUCUCGUUAUGAAGUCUAUCUUAAAGUUCUGGAGGCCUGGCAGGCGCUGGAGAAGUCUGAUUCAUCGGUCGGAGACAAACUGAAUGUGUUUGAUGAGGGAUUGUGGAGAGGAGUGAUGGAUGAGCAGCAGGAUGAGGCCGAUGCUGGGAUGAAGCGAUCUCACUCCAGUCCGUCUCUAGAGUUAGAAACACCUCCUCAGCCUGUCGUCACUGUCAGACGCAACAUCUCAGAGAGACGGACCUAUCGAAAGAUCGUAAUUCCCCGCCGUAACAAAGAGCUUUGAAAAAAUCAGGACUACAGUGUCUGAACUCUUACACACAAACUGUCGAGAUAUGCUUGAAGCACUUGAAUCCUUUAAGAUUUUACGUCAUUUAAUAUAUUUUUUAAGUCUGUCCCAUCCAAAGUAAAAAUAGCAACAACUGUAGUCUUUUUAAUUCCGAUUUUUUUGCACAAUACUCUUAUUAAUUGACCCUGUUCAUACCGUCCACAAGAGGGAGAUGUUGCUCAAGAUGUUUAAAUGAAGGACAAGAUCCAAGUCAUUAGUUCUUACCUCACAUCUUAAUAAGAGUUCCUGCAUUUAAUGUGUUGUCAGCAGAACCAUAGUAAAGCACAUUUUCCUCUGAAUGCGCCGUUGCUGAAUGGCUUUUGUGUAUCAAGUCUUUGUGAAUAUCUCAUAUCCUUUCCUUUAAGCAACAGCUGUCAUUAAGCUCAGAUGCUGAGGAUGUGUGUGAUGGAUUGUGCCUUUAGGCUCUGGAUGCUCAGGAUGUGUCACUUGAUAAAGAUCUGAAAAGCCAAUAUCAGAUAAUGCCGCCUGUUGACACGUAAACAGAUUGUGAGGAAAAACAAUCAAACUGUCAGUGAGUUAGAAAAUGACUGAACGCCAUGUUAUACCACGUUAUAAAGCACCAGUGUAAGUACAAAUGUGCCUCUAAAUAUGCUGAUUAAUUUUUAUACUUGAGCGAUUUGAAAUCCUGCAGCUGCUGGAUAGAAUUAUGUUUAAGAAACCUACAUGAACACACAUUCCUCAUAGAGUGUUGCAAAACAGAAUUUAAGAAUGUCUGUUAUUUUGAAUCCACUGCUACAGUCGAGCUGUUUUCACCGUUACACCUUU
Sinocyclocheilus anshuiensis is the source of this 3976-nucleotide messenger RNA. RefSeq names its product PH and SEC7 domain-containing protein 1-like. Bases 311 to 3148 code for a protein of 945 amino acids. The transcript is spliced from 15 exons. Gene Ontology annotation, biological process: regulation of ARF protein signal transduction. Lineage: Eukaryota; Metazoa; Chordata; Actinopteri; Cypriniformes; Cyprinidae. Gene Ontology annotation, molecular function: phospholipid binding; protein binding; guanyl-nucleotide exchange factor activity. The record is from RefSeq and is a predicted model, not a curated record.